Cimex lectularius (bed bug) is the source of this 1036-nucleotide messenger RNA. RefSeq names its product ubiquitin-60S ribosomal protein L40. The transcript is spliced from 3 exons. Gene Ontology annotation, cellular component: ribosome; nucleus; cytoplasm. Gene Ontology annotation, biological process: translation; modification-dependent protein catabolic process; protein ubiquitination. NCBI's taxonomy places the organism in Eukaryota, Metazoa, Arthropoda, Insecta, Hemiptera, Cimicidae. The coding region runs from base 538 to 924 and encodes 128 amino acids. The record is from RefSeq and is a predicted model, not a curated record. Gene Ontology annotation, molecular function: protein tag activity; structural constituent of ribosome; ubiquitin protein ligase binding.
UAUUGAAGUGAUAAAAUUAUUAAAUGUUGUCAACAGACUGAAUGAUGAAAAUGGGAUAUAUUUAAGGAUUUGUUAAACAUGAAAAUUUUUGUUUAAAAUUUUUUCGAUGCUUUGUCACUAACAUUGAAUUUGUUACAAUUUGUAGAAACAGUGUGUUUAUAAAAAUGAGAGCAUGAUUACAUAAACAUAAAAAUGAACCUCAAGAGAAGAGAAUUUAUUUACCAAGACAAUAUCGAUUUUGUUCUUCUCCGCUCCUCCGGACGUGUCGGUCAUUUGGUUAAGACCUCGGACAAAAACGAUACUCGGUCAAUUUAAUCCGACGCAUAGUUUCGACACGAAUUUAAAACGAAAACAGAUGAAAUUAUGAAAAUUUAAAAGUUGUCGAGUUGCUCGUUUGGUAGCGUGUGUGUGACUACGCGAGAUCUACUGUAGCGCUCCUACCCGAUUCGGGCCUUCGAGGGGCAAUCUUGUUCCUUCCGGCUUGCCAGACUUCCAACACGUGUAUUCGAUUCACUACAUUAUAAGUGUUCCAGGAAGAUGCAGAUUUUUGUGAAGACCCUAACGGGCAAGACAAUCACCCUUGAGGUCGAGCAGUCUGACACAAUUGAAAAUGUCAAAGCCAAGAUCCAAGAUAAGGAGGGUAUCCCACCGGACCAACAGAGGUUGAUUUUCGCCGGGAAGCAGCUCGAAGACGGCAGGACUCUUUCGGACUACAACAUCCAGAAAGAAUCCACGCUACAUUUAGUGCUUCGCCUCAGGGGUGGUGUCAUCGAGCCGACGCUUAGGAUCUUGGCUCAGAAAUACAAUUGCGACAAAAUGAUUUGCCGCAAGUGCUACGCUCGUCUCCACCCGAGGGCGACAAACUGUAGAAAGAAAAAGUGCGGCCAUACCAACAACAUCCGCCCCAAGAAGAAGUUGAAGUAGACGCUACACUCAAAAAAAUUGUUAUUCCAUGUAAUUCCAUAUAUCAGGCCUUUUUUUCUUUUCUUUCUUAUACUUGAAAAAUAAACAGAUACUUUGGUUUCUUAUUUUAUAA